GCUGGAUUCCCCUCCCCCCAGCACCUCCGGAGACCGCCCGGCCUGGAAACACCUCCCACCCACUGCCCAGAAAUGACCCUGCAGGAGAUGGUCCCCAGGGCGGCGGGUGAGCCCUGCGCCCAGGCUGACGACAGUGCGGUGGAUGACAUGGACACGUCGGACACCCAGUGGGGCUGGUUCUACUUGGCCGAGUGUGGAAAGUGGCACAUGUUUCAGGCCGACGCCAACGUUCGGUGCUCGGUGAGCAGCGAGGACAUCGAGAGAAGCUUCAGGACCAACCCCCAGGGCUCCUUAACUUUCUCCACUUCCAAGUUCAGCUACAAGAUCGACUUUGCCGUGAUGAAGCAGUUGAACCUGACAACGGGGAAGCAGCGGGUCAUCAGGAGAGCCCCUUUCUCCAUCAGUGCCUUCAGCUACAUUUGUGAGAAUGAAGCUAUCCCCAUGCCGUCCCACUGGGAGAAUGUGAACCCCGAAGAGCCGUACCAGCUGGUCUCUCUGCACAAGCAAAGCAAUGAGUACAGCGAAGUGGCUGGCCUCUUUGGAAAGAGCAUGGAGAGCAACCGAAUUAAACGAAUUCAGAGAAUUCAAAACCUGGACCUGUGGGAGCUGUUUUGCAGGAAGAAGGCCCAGCUGAAGAAGAAGCGGCAGGUCCCCAGGAUCAACGAGCAGAUGCUCUUCCACGGGACGAGCGGGGAGUUUGUGGAAGCCAUCUGCAUCCACAACUUCGACUGGCGCAUCAACGGGGUGCACGCCGCCGUCUUCGGCAAGGGCACCUACUUCGCCAGGGAUGCGGCCUACUCCAGCCGCUUCUGCCGGGAUGACCUGAAGCAAAACAGCACGUUCCCCACGCACGGCGUCACCCUGACCCCGGCCCCGGCGCGCCGGCCGCACAAGUCCAUGUUUCUGGCCCGCGUGCUGGUGGGCGAUUACAUCACGGGCCACGCCCGCUAUGUGCGGCCGCCCUCCAAGGACGGCAGCUUCGUCAACCUGUACGACAGCUGCGUGGACAACACCUGGAACCCGGCCAUCUUCGUCCUCUUCGACUCCAACCAGAUCUACCCCGAGUACCUGAUCGAGUUCCUCUGACGGGCGCUGCUGCCCUGCCUGGGGGCCUCUGGGGGCGGGGCCCGGGCGGGGACGGACUGGAGGACUGCGGCAAGGGGUUGGGGGGCGGGGGCCGCGGGAUCCGACCUGCGCUCGAGCCCAUCUCGGGGGGCUUCUGGCCUCCCGCUGCGGGGUCCCCCUUCUUGCCUGUGGGGGCCCCCGCUAUACUGUGACUGUCUGAACCCAGUGGGUGGAGGCAAUCUUAUUUAACAAAGAGUUUUGAGUUUUGUUGA
This is a messenger RNA of Tachyglossus aculeatus (Australian echidna), 1337 nucleotides long. It is a transcript of the gene PARP11, whose product is annotated as poly(ADP-ribose) polymerase family member 11. The coding region runs from base 73 to 1086 and encodes 337 amino acids. NCBI's taxonomy places the organism in Eukaryota, Metazoa, Chordata, Mammalia, Monotremata, Tachyglossidae. The transcript is spliced from 8 exons. Gene Ontology annotation, molecular function: NAD+ poly-ADP-ribosyltransferase activity. The record is from RefSeq and is a predicted model, not a curated record.